GAAGAAAAAGGAGAUGCUCGCAAAAGAAAAACAGAAGAAAUGGGAAGAAAUGUUGGAGAGGAACAAAGAUUCAGUGAAGGAGAAGAAAAGGAAAAUUGUUGGCGCAGUUGACAAAGUCUAUCAUAAGGCCCGUGACUGGGGGGAGAAAAGAGUUGAGUUGGUGAAAGAUACAAUGAAAGAGAGAGCACAGGAGCAUCAAAAGCGGGUUGAGAACAUAGAGAGGCUAUGCCUGGAGAGUUGGAGAAAGCAACAGGGAGAAAAUGCAUCUGGGAUUCAACAUACACAUGUUUCAAACACUGACUCAGCUGAAGGUGUUUCUAUGGCUGCUUCAUCACUACCUAACAGCCAUGAAGGUUGUACAACACGCUAUCCACCUGCACAACCUCCGGCUCCAACAGUCCGAUCUACGGACUGUAAAGGUUCAACAACACCUGCUUCACCAACCCAACCUAGUGGUCCUGAUAUUCCAGAAAUAGCUGCUCCACCUGCCAAACCUAGCUGCUCUAUAACAACUGGUCCGCCAGCUCAAGCUAAAGGCCCAGACAUGUUGCCAUUGACUACUCCACCAGUACACCGUAGUGACCCUGAAGCUUCUCCAGACGCGUGUGCUCCUGUCCAAUAUGCUGAUUCAAAGUGUUUGCCAGUGACUGAUCCAACUGCCAUAUCUGAUGCCCUCCUCAAGGCUUCUGACCAGCCUCAAGGCUCUGAAAGUGCACCAUGUGCAGCUCCACAACCUCAAGACUCUACAGUGACUGCUCUAGCAGCUCAACCUGAUGCUUCUAAGAGCAAUCAAGGGACUAUUCCACCAGCCCAACAAAGCAGUUGUCCUGCACAAUCAGGUCCAGAUAAGGCCCCUGGAAAUGCACCAUCAGCCCAAACUGAAGCUCCUCAGAUAAGCCCAGCAAAAAAGGAGGCCUUCACAAAGUUAACACCAUGCAAAGACUAUUCCAUCUUCUGUGUGCAGAGAAAAUAGACAUCUCUCAUCAUAUCACACAACACACACACACACACACACACACACACACACAC
Messenger RNA from Sardina pilchardus (European sardine), 1029 nucleotides. RefSeq names its product protein enabled homolog. NCBI's taxonomy places the organism in Eukaryota, Metazoa, Chordata, Actinopteri, Clupeiformes, Clupeidae. The transcript has 2 exons. The record is from RefSeq and is a predicted model, not a curated record. The coding region runs from base 14 to 973 and encodes 319 amino acids.